AUGGCUGUUACCAACCACAGGUGGCCGGAGAAGUUUGGUUUUAGGAUCGGCGGAAAUGGGCCGUGUUACAUCUUGGCCGUGGACGAGGGCAGCAGUGCCCAGCUGGCCGGACUUCAGCCCGGAGACCAGAUCCUGGAGAUUGAAGGCCAGCCGGUGUCUUCCCUGGAUUGUGAGGCGCUCAUGGCCUUGGCCAGGCAGUGCGAGAACGUCCCGCCCAGCAUCGGUGUGGUCUCCCGGGCCCAUCAGGUGGACCUCAGCCCUGGCCACGCGGGGCAGUUCGGCUUCACCUUGACAGGCGAUGGGGAGGGUCCCUUGCAGGUAGAGAGUGUGGCCCCCGGGUCCCCUGCCUCUGAAUGUGGGGUCAAAGCCGGAGACUAUGUGCUGGAAGUCAAUGGGAGCCCCGUGAAGUGCUACGAAGAGGCAGCGGUCCUGAUCCACGCUUGCCAGGGGCACAGCCUCCGUCUGAGGCUCUUCCAGAUGGGGCACCUUCAGAGGUGGGCCAGUGGCAACGUGCGGGCCUUUGUCCAGAGUGCGGACGCCAUCCACCAGGAGAGGAGGCAGAAAGCCAAGGAGUUCAGCAAUAAGGUGCAGGAGAUCCUGGGAGACCAGCCGGACCGAAAGGAAAAGAUGUUCACCACCCUGAAGCAAUAUGCGGCGGAGCGGAAGGUCGACUAUUUGGCCCACGCCCUCUCUGCCAUCCUCACUGAGGAUUCCCACCAGCCUCUCAUAGAUAAUAUCAGGAUCUUCAUCCCCAGGAAACACCGGCAGCGCUUCGACGAGGUGGUCUCCCAAAGCCUCAUCAGUAAGCUGUGCCGGGCCAGGACCGAGCCGCCGGCCCGCCGGCUGAGACGGAGCCGCAGCGAGGACCACCCCGAGCGGCUCCUGGUCUCCACCCGGGCCAGCUCCUUGCCACGCAGCCACGAAGAAAGCGCCAAGGGCCUGAGGAAGGCCACCUCCCUGAUCGCCAGCAAUGUGGGGUCGGGGGCAGCUUGCAGGACCAUCCGUGUUUACAAAGGCAGCAGGAGCUUCGGUUUUACUCUGCGCGGCCAUUCCCCGGUGUGGAUCGAGUCCGUCUUGCCUGGUAGUCCAGCUGACAAAGCAUCACUGAAGCCUGGAGAUCGGAUCUUGUUCCUCAAUGGGCUGGAUAUGAGGAACUGCUCCCACGAGAAGGUUGUCUCCAUGCUUCAAGGCAGCGGGGCCAUGCCCACCCUCGUGGUGGAAGAAGGCAUCGUGAGCUUUUCAGAUGGGGAGUCCUCGGACAGUCCCAGCUCGUCCUCCGCGCUCACCUCCUUGCAGUGGGUGGCCGAGAUCCUGCCUUCCAGCAUCAAGAUCCAAGGGAGGACCUUCCAGCAGCAGCUGGAGCACCUGCUCACACCCCCCGAGCGUUACACGGUCUGCAAAGCCCUGGAAAGCUUCUUCCAGCACAGGAACAUCGACACCCUCAUUGUGGACGUCUACCCUGUCCUGGACACCCCCUCGAAGCACAUCAUCUGGCAGUUCGUCUACCAGCUGCUGACCUACGAGGAGCAGGAGCAUUGCCAGCAGAAGAUUGCCAGGUUUCUCGGCUACAAGUCCCUGGCAGCUGAGCCAGAAGCAGAGGAACGGCCCCGCACCUCCCUACGGGCGGCCCCAGCAUGCCGGAGAAGCAUUCGCACCCAGAGCCCAGAGGACAACAGAGCUGGAGGUCCUGGGGAAGUUGCUGUCACCGAGGGGCUGGUCCGUUCAGCGCCUGGAGAGAGGCAAGCGGGUGACGGGACGUCACUUCCCGAAACGCCCAACCCCAAGAUGAUGUCCGCCGUCUACGCAGAACUGGAAAGCCGGCUCACCACUGGCUUUGGGGGCAAGCUGAGCAGCUUGGCAUCUCCGCCAAUUUCAGAACAAGGAAACCCGGCAGGGGCCUGGAAGACGGGGCUCUCCAUUUCCUGGCAGAACGACCAGGCUGGCUAUUACCACGUGCAGGGCGGCGGCGGCGGUCUUCCUUCCCCGGACAGCGCAGAGUCCAACCCUUACGUCAGCCUGGACAGCAGCCCGGCCCCUUCCCCCAAGCACAGGGGCUACCCCCUCAGCCCCCUCUCCCGGAGAAGGAGGAAGCUCUUCACCUUCUCGCGCCCGCCCCGGAGCCGGGACACGGACCGCUUCCUGGAUGCGCUGAGCGAGCAGCUGGGCCACCGGAUCACCCUCGUGGACGACUUCCUGACCCCGGAGAAUGAUUACGAGGAGGUGGAGAAUUCCGAAGGCACCAUCUGGGGCCAGCUCGGGGAGGACUCCGACUACGACAAGCUGAGCGACAUGGUCAAAUACCUGGACCUGGAGCUGCAUUUUGGAACUCAGAAGCCGGCGAUUUCUCUUCCAGAGCCGAGCCCCUUGCCAGAGUCCUUUAAAAAGAAAGAUGUGGUUGAGAUUCUCUCCCACAAAAAGGCCUAUAACACAGCCAUCCUGAUUGCGCACCUCAAGCUCUCCCACAUCGAGCUGCGCCAGAUCCUCCUGACCAUGGAGAGCGACCGCCUGGAAGCCUCGCACAUCAAGCAGCUGCUGCUGUAUGCGCCCGACACGGAGGAAGUGCAGCAGUACGAGAACUACCAGGGAAACCCCAGCAAACUCAGUGAGCCCGACCAGUUUGUCCUGCAGAUGCUUUUGGUCCCAGAGUACAAAACCCGGCUACGCAGCCUUCACUUCAAGACCACCCUGCAGGAGAAGACGGAGGAGAUCCUGGCCAGCUACGAGUGCCUUUACAAGGCCUCCGUGGAGCUCAAGACCAGCAAGAAGCUGGCAAAGAUCUUGGAGUUUGUGCUGGCCAUGGGGAACUACCUGAACCACGGGCAACCGAAGACCAACAAAACAACCGGGUUUAAAAUCAACUUCCUCACUGAGCUGAACACCACCAAGACUGUCGAUGGGAAGUCCACCUUUCUGCACAUCCUCGCCAAAUCCCUGAGCCAACAUUUCCCAGAGCUCCUGGGCUUUGCCCGGGACCUGCCCACGGUGCCACACGCUGCCAAAGUGAAUCAGAGAACAUUAAUGGCUGACCUCAACGACCUUCAUUCCACCGUUGGGGAGAUCGAGAUGGCCUGCCAGAACAUGGUGCCUUCCCCGGAGGACAGGUUUGCUACUGUGAUGGGCGCCUUCCUGGAGGAGGCGCGGCCGGCCAUCCAGGCCCUGGCGGACCUGCAGCACAAAGCCAUGGAGGAGUUCCACCAGGUGCUCUCCUUCUUCGGAGAGGACUUCAAGGCCACCACCUCGGAAGCUUUCUUCGGCAUCUUCGCAGAGUUCAUGAGCAAGUUUGAGCGAGCCUUCAGCGACGUGCAAGCCAGCGAUCCCCACCAUCCUCGGGUGACCCCACCUCUUGCCUGGUGACCGGAUGGCUGAGGACAGCAGCCUUGGGUGGGGAACCUUCUCUCUCCCCCCCCCUUCCUCAAGAGCACAGUUGCUUCCGGUUGCAUCUGGCUGUACAUACAAAGGAUUUGCGCUUCACCGUGAGUUGUGAAGGGGCAUCGGGCCCGUUCUGGUGCUGUAAGAGCAUGCUCCUGCAGUCGCUCCACGGGGCCCAGUGUGAGGGGCCUGAGAAGGGCUCACCCCCCCGGGACUCCGAGGCUCUGGCACCUUGGAUUGCUCCAACCCACUCCAGCAGCGGGCG
Pogona vitticeps (central bearded dragon) is the source of this 3634-nucleotide messenger RNA. The record is from RefSeq and is a predicted model, not a curated record. NCBI's taxonomy places the organism in Eukaryota, Metazoa, Chordata, Lepidosauria, Squamata, Agamidae.